AUCUUAAAUGAAGUUGAUAAAGCUAUAAGAAAUGCAAAUCUUAAUUUAAAUCCAAUAAUUGAAACAAACAAUUCUAUCAAAGUCCCCAUACCAAAAAUAACAACAGAAUAUCGUGAAGACAUAACAAAAGUUGCAUCAAAAAUUGCCGAGAAUUCCAAAAUAAAACUUCGACUUAUUAGACAAGAUGGAAUGAAAGAUUUAAAGAAGGAUUCUAAAAAAAAUAUUUCAAGUGAUCAAAUUAAAUUAUUGGAAAAAUCGCUUCAGUUAUUUGUAGAUAAAUCUGUUAAAGAGAUUGAUGAUGUAUUGAAGGCUAAAACAAAAGAAAUUUCAGGAAAUUAA
This is a messenger RNA of Entrophospora sp. SA101, 339 nucleotides long. Lineage: Eukaryota; Fungi; Glomeromycota; Glomeromycetes; Entrophosporales; Entrophosporaceae. The record is from the annotation of a GenBank genome assembly.